AUGGCGUGCCGCGGAUUUCUUCAGUGCUUGUUGAAGCUCUUCAACCUCGCUCUCGCGCUCGUCGGCGUUCUACUCCUCGUCUUUUCCAUUUCCCGUCUCCUCCGUCUAGAUCCCGACAUCUUCCCCCCUCCAGCACCCCCUCCGCUCCUUCCCCCGUCGCCACCUCCCCUCGCUCCCCCUUCUUCUCCCCCUCCCCCUCUUCACUCCCCCCCUCCUCCGCGUCACUCCCCCCCUCCGCCUCUCCACUCUCCGCCUCCCCCUCCGCAAUCUCCGCCACCGUCUCCGCCUCCCCCUCCGCAAUCUCCGCCACCGUCUCCGCCUGCUCCCGCGCCGGGUCCCGCUUCUGCAAACGGCCUGAUUUCCGAAGAGACGAUCCUGCAGAGCGUUACGUCAAGGCAGGUCGCGGAAGAUUCCGCCAAGGCAGCGACAUUCGCGGCCACGCGAAAACUCGCCGCGGCGUCGGGUGCGACGCGAGGCGUAUCGCUUCUCGAGAUCGACGCCGCACAUGACGGCGCGAGCAGCGCAGCAGGUUCUUCGGUCGUUGCAGCUCUCCCGCAAGUCGAGCUACCCCGAUUCUGGUUCAUCUACCUCAUGAUUGGAGUGGGUGCGUUUCUCACGCUUGUGACUUUAGUGGGUGCCAUUGCCGCGGAGACCAACAGCACGUUCUGUCUCGCCUUUUAUCAGUUCGGUCUGUGUCUGCUGAUAUUGUUCGAGUGUGUUGCAUCAGCCCUCAUUUGGCUUGAGGACGUGCCUGUCGACCCUACAGGCGAGUACGACAAGUAUCAGCGUUACGUCCUGGCGAACCCAGACAGAAGCAGGCUGGCAAUGGCUGGCCUUGUGCUCAUUGAGGUGGCAGCGCUGCUGGUCGCAAUGAUGCUACGUGCAGCACAGGACGACGCGAGCCAGGCAGAGGAUGACGACGAUUAUAUCACAGGAGGCACGGGCCGAGGAAUUGGAGGAGCGGGAAUAGGAAUCGGAGGAGGAGGAGGAGGUGGAGGGCAGGGUAGGCUGCGUCAACCACUUGUGUAUCGUGGCACUUACCCCUCUGUUCCUGCUUAUCCUACUGCCGUAGGGGCUGGGGUGGGAGGAGCGGUGGGGAGUGCUGGAGCAGGAUUGGGAGGCGUGUAUCAUGGUGCAGGGGCUUCGGGAGUGGUGGGAGGCGGUGUAGGGGCGGCGGGGCAGACACAUGUGCCGCUGACUGAUGCUUGGCGACAGAGACUGCUGGAGAAGUAUGGUUUGGAUGCGCAUGAUUUCAACUACGGUCCACCUCCAGGCCAUUCCCAAGCCGCUGCCCCUCCCCCAUCUACCCCUCGCUCCUCAGGGUGCUCCAUAAUCGUGCGCAAUCGAGAGCAGUACAUUUGUUCCCUGCUGCGCGGGCUGAAGCUCAUCUGGGCCGCGGAACCUGCGCUGGGACAUUCGAUGGAGGGACAUCCGGAGACUAACGAGCGUGUGGUGGGAGUGAUGAAGGAACUGCAGGACUCUGGACUCACAGAGCAGGGGCGUCCUGGCGAGUUGCUGCAUCUGUCAUCUUUCCUCCCCGCCACCCCUCUCGACAUUUCUGCAGUUCACAGUCCCAAGUACAUGCGUGCAUUUGAACAGUCCAUGGAAGCAGCAGCAGACGAAGGACUUGUGUUUCUAGAUGGCUCUGGACCGACGUUUGCCACUAUCACAACCUACAGUGACACGUUAAGCGCAUGUGGUGCAGGCCUCACACUCAUCGAUGCUCUCGUAGAAGCAGAGAAGAUCAAUCCUUCUGCCCCUCCACCAGCAGGGUUCGCUCUGGUCCGCCCCCCUGGCCACCACGCAGUGCAUGCAGGCGCCAUGGGCUUCUGUCUCGUGGACCACGUCGCUGUGGCAGCGCGGUACGCGCAGAGCAAGGGGCUCAGGCGCGUGUUCAUCCUCGAUUUCGACGUGCACCACGGCAACGGCACGCACGACCUGUUCUACAAUGAUCCAGACGUGUUCUUCAUGUCCACGCACCAGGAGGGGACCUAUCCUGGCACGGGUCGGUUGGAUGAGGUGGGGCAAGGGGCAGGCGAGGGCACGACAAUAAACGUUCCGCUGCCCGGAGGGGCGGGAGAUCUUGCCAUGGCAGCCGUUGUGGAUCGGCUUGUAGCACCAGCUGUAGCACGGUUCAAGCCAGAUAUUAUUCUGGUGUCUGCUGGAUAUGACGCCCACUAUCUAGAUCCCCUGGCAUCUCUUCAAUUCCGCACCUCCACGUACCACCGUCUAGGCCAACAACUUACGCAACUCGCCCGACAAUACUGUAACGGCCGCUUAGUAUUCUUCCUUGAGGGCGGUUACAAUGUGAAGGCACUUGCUGGGUCUGUAGCUGACACCGUUAGGGGAGUUAUUGGGGAUGAUGCUAUGGCGUCUGAGGGUUUAGAUGUAGAUGAGGCAAUCUACGAGGAGCCUGAAAGCAGGGUGGAGGAUGUGAUUGAGCAUUGUCGUAGCAUUCACUCGCUUCCGGCGGGGUCGAUGCCGAGCAACGACGUGGUGAUGGAUCAAGUGAAGCAGCAGCUCGCGCAACAGUACGCCGAGGAGUUCUUCGCGGUUGUGAGAGACAAGUGUUUCGCCAAGUGCAUUCCCAAGCCAGGCUCCUCUAUAAGCAGCAGCGAGAGCACGUGUGUCACGCGAUGCGUGGAGCGGUACAUUGAGGCCACAGGGAUUGUGUCCAAAGCGGUGCUGCAGCUUGGGCAACGGUGA
This is a messenger RNA of Closterium sp. Yama58-4, 2706 nucleotides long. NCBI's taxonomy places the organism in Eukaryota, Viridiplantae, Streptophyta, Zygnematophyceae, Desmidiales, Closteriaceae. The record is from the annotation of a GenBank genome assembly.